Molecule: messenger RNA, 2934 nt
Organism: Musca vetustissima
Lineage: Eukaryota; Metazoa; Arthropoda; Insecta; Diptera; Muscidae
Product: gramicidin S synthase 2-like
Exons: 8
Coding region: 1-2934 (977 amino acids)
Biological process (GO): long-chain fatty acid metabolic process; fatty-acyl-CoA biosynthetic process
Molecular function (GO): long-chain fatty acid-CoA ligase activity
Source: RefSeq, a predicted model, not a curated record
AUGGCUCAUCUAACUGCAUCUGUAUAUAAUGAAGGGGAGAAAAUAUGGUCGGGACCCAAAACUAAGGAAAUCUAUAGCCCUGAAAUGACCGUGGGCGAGGUCAUUGUAAUGCAAUUACGUAGAACUCCCAACAAAAUAAUACAAAUUUUGGAGUCUACCGGAGAAUCUCUCACAGCCCAGGAAUAUCUUAACUACAGUAUGGCAUUGGCAAGGAAUCUACUCGAUUUGAGUAUAAAACCAGGUGAUAUUGUGGGUGUGUAUGCCAAACAUUCGCUGCAUUUGGUCACCGUUAUGUUGGCAUCAUUUCUGUGUGGCACACCGGUACAUGGAGUUUUCCAUGGCUUUGAAAAGGAUACCAUUACAAAACUCUAUGAAACCACCCGACCCAAUAUAAUCUUCUGUGAUGAGGAAAAUUAUGAAAAGGCCCUUUAUACCAAGGACACGUUGCAAUUGGAUGCUAAAAUUGUUAUAAUGACUGGCAGUGUAAAGGAUGUCUUACACAUCCAAAAUUUGGUAAAUACACUGAGGGAGGUUGCGAUAUUGUCUUCGUCGGGUACCACGGGUACGCCAAAGGGUGUACUGUGCUCUCAUCAGUCUAUGCUUCAUAAUGUUGUUUACUUCACCGCCACCAUGGAUUCAGUGUUUAUUUGUUUCAGUACCAUGUACUGGGCAUCGGGUGUUAUGAACUUACUACAAAGUUUACUCUAUUCCGCAUUGCGUAUUGUUUCCGAUCGUCCCUAUAAUACAGAGUAUUUCCUCGAUGUGGUUAAACGUUACAAGGUGACACAUGUCUUUUCAACGGGUACACAAAUAGCCGAUUUGGUGCUGAAUGGAGACAAAAAUGUGGCUCGUGCUGCCCUCGAAUCCAUUGAUACAAUGAUGUGUGGUGGUACCAAAAUUCCCCAGGCGAUACAAGAUCAAAUGAUUGAAAUUUUUGGCGAUAAUACAAAACGUCCUGGCUUUGUCAUUGGUUAUGGACUAUCGGAAAUAAUGGGUGGUAAUCCAGAGGCCACGGCACAAGCGAAGCAGGGAAAACGGAUAAAGACAGGAGAUUUGGGUUUCUUUGACAACGAGGGUUUCCUACAUUUAAAAGGCCGUGCCAAAGAAAUGUUCAAAUGGAGAGGAUUUCAAAUAUGCCCCCAACCUAUAGAAGAGGUAAUAAAACGUAUACCCGGAGUGAACGAAGUUUGUGUAUUUCCCAUACCCGAUUUGGUGGCUGGUAAUUUGACGGCAUGUGCCAUUGUAAGGAGUCAAGAUGUAAAUGGCCAGCAGUUGACGGCGCAAAUGAUAAAUGAAUAUCUGGAGCAGGAAAUGUAUAGGGAGAAAAUAUGGUCGGGACCCAAAACUAAGGAAAUCUAUAGCCCUGAAAUGACCGUGGGCGAGGUCAUUGUAAUGCAAUUACGUAGAACUCCCAACAAAAUAAUACAAAUUUUGGAGUCUACCGGAGAAUCGCUCACGGCCCAUGAAUAUCUUAACUACAGUAUGGCAUUGGCAAGGAAUCUACUCGAUUUGGGUAUAAAACCAGGUGAUAUUGUGGGUCUGUAUGCCAAACAUUCUCUGCAUUUGGCCACCGUUAUGUUGGCAUCAUUUCUGUGUGGCACACCGGUACAUGGAGUUUUCCAUGGCUUUGAAAAGGAUACCAUUACAAAACUCUAUGAAACCACCCGACCCAAGAUAAUCUUCUGUGAUGAGGAAAAUUAUAAAAAGGUCCUUUAUACCAAGGACACGUUGGAAUUGGAUGCUAAAAUUGUUAUAAUGACUGGCAGUGUAAAGGAUGUCUUACACAUCCAAAAUUUGGUAAAUACACUGAGGGAGGUUGGUGAUCUUUCAAGUUUCCCAUGCACCAAAUUGUCCAGUGCUGACACAGCAGCGAUAUUGUGUUCGUCGGGUACGACGGGUACGCCAAAGGGUGUACUAUGCUCUCAUCAGUCUAUGCUUCAUAAUCUUCUAUACCUCACCGCCACCAUGGACUCAGUGCUUUUGUGUUUCAGUACAAUGUACUGGGCAUCGGGUGUUAUGAAUUUACUACAAGGUUUACUCUAUUCCGCAUUGCGUAUUGUUCCCGAUCGUCCCUAUACUCCAGAGUAUUUCCUCGAUGUGGUUAAACGUUACAAGGUGACACAUGUCUUUUCCACGGGUGCACAAAUAGCCGAUUUGGUUCUGAAUGGAGACAAAAAUGUGGCUCGUGCUGCGCUCGAAUCCAUUGAUACACUGAUGUGUGGUGGUGCCAAAAUUCCCCAGGCGAUACAAGAACAAAUCAUUGAAAUUUUUGGCGAUAAUACAAAACGUCCUGGCUUUGUCAUUGGUUAUGGACUAUCGGAAAUAAUGGGUGGUGUUAGCAUUAAUGGUGGUUAUCCAUUCCAGUUUAAGGCCCAAACUGAAGGUAAACUAUGGCCCAACCGAGAAGUGUGUAUUGUCGGCGAGAAGGGGCAACGUAUGGGUCCAAAUGAAACCGGAGAGGUUUAUGUCUACAGUCCAUAUAUAUGGUUGGGUUAUUACAACAAUCCAGAGGCCACGGCACAAGCGAAGCAGGGAAAAUGGAUAAAGACGGGCGAUUUGGGUUUCUUUGACAACGAAGGGUUCCUACAUCUGAUUGGUCGCGCCAAGGAAAUGUUCAAAUGGAAAAAUUUCCAAAUUUGUCCACAACCCAUUGAAGAAGUACUACAGCGAAUACCCGGUGUGGCCGAAGUUUGUGUAUUUCCCAUUCCCGAUUUAGUGGCUGAGAACUUGGCUGCCUGUGCCAUUGUCAAGAGCAAAGAUGCUGUUGGUAAGCAACUGACGGCCCGAAUGGUUAACGAAUGCAUCGAACAACAAAUGGACAGUUAUUAUCAUUUACGGGGUGGCGUCUACUUUGUGGACUCUCUGCCCCGCACCGAUACGGGGAAAGUUCAGCGUUUGAAAAUGGCACAACUUAUUGGUGAAAUUGAUCGAUAA